AUGCCAAACUCCCGAGGGGUUUGCUGCUUGAAGGGCCGCCAGGCACAGACAAGGCCCUGGUGGCACGGCGGGUCUCUGACGGGCUGGGCCUGCGCUUUUGCUGCUGCUGCUGCUGCUGCUGCUGCUGCUGCUGCUGGGGGGCCGCCCAACUUAAAGAGCUGCAGCAAGGCUGGGGACUGCCAAAAACGUGUUGAAUUCCUCAAGGAGUUGCUGGCGCUAAUAGAUGGCCUGGAAAGGAACAACGUGCCAGUGCUGGUGCUGGUAAUGGCCGCCACCAACCGCGUGGACUUUCUCGAUGAGGCGCUGCUGAGGCCUGGCCGCUUCGAGCAAACCCUGAGCAUCAGAGAAGGCCAGCGGUAG
This is a messenger RNA of Eimeria tenella, 360 nucleotides long. RefSeq lists its product as uncharacterized. The coding region runs from base 1 to 360 and encodes 119 amino acids. Gene Ontology annotation, molecular function: ATP hydrolysis activity; ATP binding. The record is from RefSeq and is a predicted model, not a curated record. The transcript is spliced from 4 exons. NCBI's taxonomy places the organism in Eukaryota, Apicomplexa, Conoidasida, Eucoccidiorida, Eimeriidae.